This is a messenger RNA of Xiphias gladius (swordfish), 894 nucleotides long. RefSeq names its product myeloid-associated differentiation marker-like protein 2. The record is from RefSeq and is a predicted model, not a curated record. NCBI's taxonomy places the organism in Eukaryota, Metazoa, Chordata, Actinopteri, Istiophoriformes, Xiphiidae. Gene Ontology annotation, cellular component: membrane. The transcript has a single exon. The coding region runs from base 1 to 894 and encodes 297 amino acids.
AUGGGAAUAAUCGACAAUGCUAAGGACACAAUGUCCAAGGCUAUUUUUAGCCCUUCUACCCUUUUAUCCGGACGAGGCGCACUACACAUGGCUCAGAUCAUUCUGUCUGUGGUCACCUUUGUCCUGGCAAGCUUCAGAGGUGGGAGCAGCCAUACCUACUGGAACUACGCCAUGUUCACCUGGGCCCUCUGCCCCAUUAUGACCCUCAUUAUCACCAUCGUUGAGAUGUUUAAGCUUGAUCUCCUACUCGGAACUUGCAUGGACUGGCCUGACUUCACCACAGGCAUGGCCAUGUCCUCAACACUCAUGACCAUCUCUGUCGCUAUUACCUAUGCCAACUUCUAUGCCUGCCUGAAAUGUCUGUACAGGUUGAUAGUGAGUAUAUCUGCAUUCUUGUGUGGCUUUGUCUACACACUUGAAGUGGUGAAGGACAAAAUCCUGGACAAAAAGAAGGGGAGCUACCUGGCUGCUCUGCCUGGAUUCUUCAAGGUUUUGGAGGCCUUCGUGAGUUGCAUCAUUUUUAUAUCACUGACUGGUUACAGAGACAAGCCGGUUCUGAUCUUGUGCAUUAUAGCAUAUGCCAUUCCUUUCCCUAUCCUCCCUGUAAUCAUAGCCACCAACAUCCUCAAGAAACUGAAGACAUGUUUGCCUUUUAACUUGGACAGGUUUGUGUUUAUAUUCCUGGUGGUGUCUGUUGUGCUUUAUAUUUUUGCUGCAAUCAUGUGGCCCAUUUUUACAUUCAGAAACAACCCUCGUCCCAGUGACUGUCCACCCAGCUUCUGUAUCUGGGCCAUUCAGUUUAUGGUUGCAUUCAUGACCUAUGUGAAUCUCAUUCUUUUUACAUUGGACCUCAUUUUUACCUUGCUUGGUAUCUGUGGUUUUAAACGCACAUAA